Folsomia candida is the source of this 1373-nucleotide messenger RNA. RefSeq names its product ubiquitin-conjugating enzyme E2 G1 (gene Ube2g1). Bases 251 to 754 code for a protein of 167 amino acids. Gene Ontology annotation, biological process: proteasome-mediated ubiquitin-dependent protein catabolic process; protein polyubiquitination. The transcript has 7 exons. Gene Ontology annotation, molecular function: ubiquitin conjugating enzyme activity. Lineage: Eukaryota; Metazoa; Arthropoda; Collembola; Entomobryomorpha; Isotomidae. The record is from RefSeq and is a predicted model, not a curated record.
AAUUCAUCUUUUUCAAUUAAAAUAUAAUUAUAAAUUGAAAACCAGUUACGCAAGCGUCCUUCUAAUUCUGAAUGCUCACUUUUACCAUUUGGUGGGUAGAGAAAGUGGUCAAAUAGUUCUCAUUUGUAGGAGACUUGCGCAGAUUUUGUCGCGCCAUCGAAAAUAAACAAGAAUACUUUUGUGUUCACGGACAAAAAGACUGAGCUAAUUUGCUGUUUAAUAGAUAAUAGUAGCACAUCGAAUAAUUAUUAUGGGUGAAUCAUCACAAUCCUCCCUACUUCUUCGUAAACAACUCUCAGAACUAAAUAAGAACCCAGUAGAAGGUUUCUCUGCUGGACUUAUUGAUGAUGUUGAUAUUUACAAAUGGGAAGUGCUAAUUAUUGGACCACCUGAAACACUUUACGAAGGAGGAUUUUUCAAGGCACACCUAUUUUUCCCCAAAGAAUAUCCACUAAGGCCGCCCAAGAUGAAAUUCAUAACUGAAAUCUGGCAUCCAAAUAUUGAUAAAAACGGAGAUGUUUGCAUCUCAAUCUUACACGAGCCAGGUGAUGAUAAGUGGGGAUACGAAAAGGCGUCCGAGCGAUGGCUACCAGUUCAUACGGUGGAGACUAUUCUGAUAUCAGUCAUAUCUAUGUUGGCGGAUCCUAAUGAUGAGUCUCCUGCGAAUGUUGAUGCUGCGAAAGAAUGGCGUGAGAAUUUUCCAGAGUUCAAGAAGAAAGUUGCGAAAUGCAUUAGAAGAAGUCAAGAGGAAUAACGAAUUAAGCACUUAGGAAGCCGCUGUAUAUCUUAAACACUUGAUUUACCAGUCAUCGAUGAUCGUUAUCUAUCUCUUCUUAUCGGACGCAACUUUCCUUUUUUAUUAAGAGGAAAUCGAAAUAUCUAAAAUAAACCACACUCACUUCUUCACUUUGAAAGAAGGUGGAUUUUGUUUUAAAGUUUCAUUAAAUUUCGUGUUAGUUAGUUUGCAGAAAUUGUAUUGAACAACGUUGAUAUGAUUCGAAUCAUAUACACCAUAUAAUAAUAAUCAUAAUACUUAUCGACAAAUGUUGUAUUCGCAAAAAUAUGUGUGAAAUGACAGGUUGUUACCUUACUGAAUUUGAUUUUAAUGCUCCCAAAAUGAUGCACUAGUACUUUUGAUUGAUUAUACCCUAUGCAGUUGUGUUUUGUUUGAUUAUUUCUUCCGAGUUCAUUUUAAAACAAUUUUUCAGAAAAAAAUAGCAAUAGGUGAAGAGCGUAGUAGUGAUUGGAAGGUGUAUAACUUAAUUAUUACACACGGAAAUAUCUUGCAGCAGCUUCUCAUUAUUAUUAUGAUUACUCUUACUAUUCCUUGUGUGAACUUUCAAUAAUAAAAUAAAUAAUACAUGUUUUUGGAA